Messenger RNA from Lobosporangium transversale, 1409 nucleotides. RefSeq lists its product as hypothetical. The record is from RefSeq and is a predicted model, not a curated record. The transcript has a single exon. Bases 298 to 1248 code for a protein of 316 amino acids. Lineage: Eukaryota; Fungi; Mortierellomycota; Mortierellomycetes; Mortierellales; Mortierellaceae.
GCCUGACAUUACUUCCAGACGCGAGAAGACCACACUCAUAUCCUUCAUCCACAUUCCUCGUUCACAAAUCUAUUUUUGUUGAAAAAGUAAAUUUUUUUUAAAUUGCCCAGCAAUUGCAAAACCCGCCAUUUUUGUCUCGCUUUGAUUGAUUGCCCUGACCCCUUCUCCUGACACAAUAGCAACGUGUGUCUAACUUUCGGCAGUAAUUUCUUCUUUUUUUUUCCUUUUCUUUUUUUUUUUCUCUUUCAUUACACACAUUCUUUCAUUUCAUUCUCAUCCAUCAGAAAUCCUUUCACCAUGCGCUUCACUUCCGCCAUCGUUUCCGUCGCUGCUUUGCUUGCCCUGUCCUCCUCUGUCAAGGCUCAGGAUGCUGCUUGCUCUGCUGUCCUGAAUGACUAUGCUCCUACCGGCAGCGGUGCUUACUCAAAAUGUUACACCGAACAGGUUUACAACGCUGCCCUUGUGGCCCAAGGCGGCAAUCCCGAUUACUCGGAUAUUAUUCACCAGGUUUGCACCAAACCCGCAUGCCCACGUUCGACCCUUUUGACUGCCACCACAAAGUACCUCGCUGCCUGCGGUUCUUCUAUUGAUGCUGAGGCAUCCUCUAGCGGUGGCAACAUUCUUCAGCUUGGCAAGAACGCCUUGGAGGUCUUCUUUGCGGCUCCUAUCCAUGAAGGCUAUUGUGCGGAGGAUCCUAAUGCACCUGUUCCAAGCCCCACGGUGCCCCCAACCCCUCCACCAAUCACCUACUGCUUGGAGGCCCCUGUGAACAACCCCGCUUCUCGCUUCGUCUCCAACUUGGCCAUCUACUUGACCUCGGGUUCGAUUCGCUCCUCUCAGGCCCCAUUCUUCUUGGCAAACAACCUUGAUCCCAAGGAUGUGUGCUCGCCUUGCUCCAGGAUCGCCAUGACAUCUACCAUUGAUCAUUUGGCCAAGAACAAGAUGCCUGCUAUCGCAUCUUUCUACACACCCGAGUUUGUGCAGUACUGGACCAAGCUUGUUCCUGCCUACAACACUCUCUGCAAGACCACAUAUGCGCAGGCCUGGCCAGAGGGUACUUUGAAUACGACUGUUCCCAAUGUGCCCACUGGCACACCCAGUGCUCCCACCACAGCCUUGCCAUCUGCCCCAGUCUCAGCCAGCCCUACGGCCUCACCUAGCAACAAGCCCGAUAGCGCUGCUGGUAGCAUGAAGCCCGCUGCUGGUGCUGCUGUUGCAGUGGUGAUGGCUAUUGCAGCCUUGCUUUAAGGCUGACACAAGAUGACAUCGUUUUCCCCUUUGCAUGAGAUAAUCGAUUUUGAUCCUCUUGAUUUGAGUUAUUUUUACCACGUUUCUACAAAGAGAAAGAAAAAAUUAUUCCCGCGGUGGGCAGCUGACUGAAAGAAAUUACUCCUAUUUCAUUCACUGCA